Tachyglossus aculeatus (Australian echidna) is the source of this 1269-nucleotide messenger RNA. RefSeq names its product nudix hydrolase 1 (gene NUDT1). Bases 117 to 587 code for a protein of 156 amino acids. Gene Ontology annotation, molecular function: 8-oxo-7,8-dihydroguanosine triphosphate pyrophosphatase activity. The record is from RefSeq and is a predicted model, not a curated record. The transcript is spliced from 4 exons. Gene Ontology annotation, biological process: DNA protection. NCBI's taxonomy places the organism in Eukaryota, Metazoa, Chordata, Mammalia, Monotremata, Tachyglossidae.
CCAUCCCAUCCCAUCCCAUCCCGGGGCCGCGGGGGCCGGCGCUUCCUCCUCCUCGGGCCCGCUGGGCUGCAGCAGCGGCGGGAAGAAGCGGCGGGAAGGAGCGGGGGCGCAGGAACAUGCUCUCGUCCAGGCUCUUCACCUUGGUCCUGGUUGUGAAACGACAGGAAGUUCUCCUCGGAUAUAAAAAACGUGGCUUUGGAGCUGGGCGAUGGAAUGGCUUCGGGGGAAAGGUGCAGGCUGGGGAGACCAUCGAGGAAGGAGCCAAGAGGGAAUUACUGGAGGAGAGUGGGCUGACAGUGGACACCUUACAGAAGAUAGGUCACAUCACAUUUGAAUUCCUUGGCAACUCUGAGCUAAUGGAUGUCCAUAUCUUCCGCACAGAUAGUUUCCAUGGAAAUCCAACUGAGAGUGAUGAAAUGCGUCCUCAGUGGUUCAAACUGGAUGAGAUGCCUUUCAACGAAAUGUGGCCAGAUGACAUCUACUGGUUUCCACUACUGCUCCAAAAGAAGAAGUUCCAGGGCUACUUUAAGUUUCAAGGGCACGAUGUCAUCCUGGACUACACCCUGAAUGAAGUGGAAAAAGUCUAAAGGAGGUUAAACAUCUUUCCCUUUUACCACAGGACUCACCCAACCCCUAGCUCAGGAAACAGGCUAUGAGGCCCUUCAAACUGCCGGCCCGGUUACGCCUAUUUUAGCCAAUGACUCUUUUAGCUUUUCAGACAUAAUUUUCCCCUCCCCAAUCGAAAGAGCACCAUAAUGGAAAAUGUGACAAUUUUGCGGGGGUUUUAUAUGUUUCUCGCGGAAAGGGAUGGGAAAUGUUCGACUGCGCUGACACUCCAAGUUCGCUUUAAGUGCCAGAAUACCGUGGAAGAGUAAAAGGGCGGAUCUAAUAACCCACACCAGAGGAGGUUUGAGGCAGCAGUCGCUAAGAAAGCGGAACGUUCUCCAAGCUAGGAACUGUGGGCUUUGGCAUCGCCACUUUCCUGUUGAUGUGGUGAAUGAUUAAAAUAAAGGUAUUUCUUGUUACUUAAACAAUGAAUGGUAGCAGGGCACUUCCAGGCCUGUGGCUGCUCGGCUGAAGGAGCUUCGGGGCCUCAACUUCCACGCAAACACAGCUAAUCCGGUCCCUUCAUGUUCUGGGAUGAACUGGCACCUGUUCGUUUGAUCUACGAGAAAGAGUGACCACCUCAAACCUAGAAUAUGCAGCAGAACAAGUCAACUGGACUCACACAGGGAUUUACACAGGUAUACAUUUCUUGAAAAUACAUUU